GGCGGCGCGGCUUCUGCCGCUGUCCCGGGCCCGGCGGAGCGCGGGGGAAUCCGGCUGAGGCGGCCCCAGCCCCGACCGCGAGCACCGGUCUGAGAAGAUAGAAUCUCAAUAAAGUGAGAUGCUGCCUUAAGUCUCAAGCCCAGCACUUGAUUGGAUGAUCAUCUGGUGUUUCUGCAGGAAAAGCAAAUCCUCAGGUUCUCAGCCAUGUUCAGCACAUCCCAGUCAUCCCGAGCCCAGUUCCUGGACAAAGCCCGUCAGGCCAGGGAAGAGAGGCGGGGACAGAAGGAGAAGGAGCGGGCUGCGGUGCAGAUACAGGCCCUGGUACGCAGGUUUCUGUGCAGGUGCCGCUUGCAGAGAGACAUUAGGAAAGAGAUUGAUGAGUUUUUUGACUCUAUUGAUCCAACUGGAGCCAAUAAAAGAAGUGCGCUUUCUCUUUUUAAGAUUGCCCGGAAGCUGCUGUUUAUAUUCAGAGCUCGAGAGGAUGAGCUGAGGUUUGGAAUGUUGUGCCGGUGUAUCCUGAGCAGCAUGGAAGCUGAGAAUGAACCGAAGGUGUGGUACGUGUCCCUGGCUCUUUCCAAAGACCUCACUCUCCUCUGGAUCAAGCAAAUCAAGGACAUCCUGUGGAUCUGCUGCAAGUAUCUGAAGUACCUCAAGCCUGACAUCCUACAGGACUCCAAACUGAUCUCACUGUACCUCACCCUGCUAGUUAACUUCACAGACACAUCAACGUGGAAAAUCGUCCGGGGAAAAGGGGAGAGCCUUCGGCCUACCAUGAACCAUCUCUGUGCAAACAUAAUGGGACACCUCAACCAGAAUGGAUUGUAUUCUGUUCUGCAGAUCCUGUUAAGAAAUGGGCUGGCGAGGUCCAGACCGUCUCUGACCAGAGGCAUGUUAGCUGCAAUCUUCACUCUGGCUUCCCGCCCUGUGAUUGCUGCUCAUUUUUCGGACAAUCUCUUACGCCCGUUCCUCAUCCACAUCAUGUCAGUGCCUGCCUUCGUGGCGCACCUCAGCAUGCUGGCCCCCAAGCGCCUCGUUGUGCUGGAAUACCAUGACUUUCUUCGUAAGUUCAUUCUGUUUCUGAGUCGCAAAGAUCGCUGUGCGGACGUCUGCGAGUGCUUGGAAGGGAGCCACACUCUGUGUUUACUGGGCAACAUCAUCCACUUGGGCUACCUAACGAGCCACGUGCUGGAGGAGGAGACCAAGCACUUUGUGAAGGUGCUCAUCGAGAUGCUCUCCUACUGCCAGCAGUACGUGUCCCUCAAGAGGUCCAACCUGACGCACUGGCACCCAGUGCUGGGCUGGUUCUCCCAGUCGGUGGACUAUGGUCUGAACGAAUCGAUGCCUUUGCUCACCAAGCAGCUGCAGUACCUGUGGGGAGUCAGGAUCAUCCGCAUUCUCUUCCGAGACAUCCUCAGCAAGAAGCUGCUGGAGAACCCUGAGACCAGUCACGCCGCGGCUACGGCCUCCACCUCCCCCCCCAGCAGCCUCCCUGUGAAGAGUCUCUUCAAGCGCGCAUUCCAGAAGUCCUCGUCAGUCCGGAACAUCCUCAAGCCCAUCGGCGGGAAGCGCGUGGAUUCGCCAGAAGUUCAGAAGGUCUGCAACGUGUGUGUGCUCUACCAGACCGCGCUGACCACCCUGACCCAGAUCCGGCUGCAGAUCCUGACAGGCCUCACUUACCUAGAUGAGCUCCUGCCCAAACUGUGGGCAUUUAUCUGUGAGCUGGGACCCCAGGGGGGCUUGAAGCUCUUCCUGGAAUGUCUGAACAGCGACAACGAAGACUCCAAGCGGCUGCUGGCCAUGCUGACCUUGUUCUGCGACUGCUCCCGGCACCUCAUCACAAUUCUCGAUGACAUCGAGGUGUACGAAGAACAAAUCUCAUUCAAGGUUGAAGAGCUGGUCACCAUCUCGUCGUUCCUGAACACAUUCAUCUUCAAAAUGAUCUGGGACGGGCUCCUAGACAAUGCCAAGUCAGAGACCCUGGAGUUAUUCUUCUCGGUUCACGGGUGGCUGAUGGUGCUGUACGAAAGAGACUGCCGUCGGCGCUUUGCCCCUGACGAUCACUGGCUGCGGAAGGAUCUCAAACUCAGUGUGCUUUUCCAGGAACUGGAGAAGGACAGGAAGCGUGCCCACCUGAUCCUGCAGUUUAUCCCCCAUGUCAUUCCCCACAAAAACAGGGUGCUCCUCUUCCGCAACAUGGUGAUCAAGGAGAAGGAGAAGCUCGGGCUUGUGGAGACCAGCUCGGCGUCCCCUCACGUCACGCACAUCACCAUCCGAAGGUCGCGGAUGCUGGAGGAUGGCUACGAGCAGCUGCGACAGCUCUCCCAGAACGCCAUGAAAGGGGUGAUCCGAGUGAAGUUUGUCAAUGACCUGGGGGUGGAUGAGGCCGGCAUCGACCAGGAUGGGGUCUUCAAAGAGUUCUUGGAAGAAAUCAUCAAGAGGGUGUUUGACCCUGCGCUCAAUCUGUUCAAGACCACCAGUGGGGAUGAAAGACUCUACCCGUCGCCCACGUCCUACAUCCACGAGAACUACCUGCAGCUCUUCGAGUUUGUGGGGAAGAUGCUGGGCAAGGCUGUGUAUGAGGGGAUCGUGGUCGAUGUGCCUUUUGCGUCCUUCUUCCUAAGCCAGCUGCUGGGACACCAUCACAGCAUCUUCUACAGCUCGGUGGAUGAACUGCCUUCCUUAGACGCAGAGUUCUACAAAAACCUCACUUCCAUUAAGCGCUACGACGGAGACAUCAGCGACCUGGGCUUGACACUGUCCUAUGACGAAGACGUGAUGGGCCAGCUUGUUUGCCAUGAACUGGUUCCUGGAGGGAAGACAAUUCCUGUGACAAAUGAAAAUAAAAUUAGCUAUAUUCACCUGAUGGCCCAUUUCCGGAUGCAUACUCAAAUCAAAAACCAGACAGCGGCUCUCAUCAGUGGCUUCCGCUCCAUUAUCAAGUCGGAAUGGAUUCGGAUGUUUUCGACCCCUGAGCUGCAGCGCCUGAUCUCCGGUGACAAUGCAGAGAUUGACCUCGAGGACUUGAAGAAGCACACUGUGUACUAUGGUGGUUUUCAUGGGAGCCAUCGAGUCAUCAUUUGGCUGUGGGACAUUCUAGCCAAUGACUUUACCCCAGAUGAGAGAGCUAUGUUUCUGAAGUUUGUGACCAGCUGUUCCAGGCCCCCACUUCUAGGAUUUGCCUACCUCAAGCCCCCCUUCUCUAUCCGCUGCGUCGAAGUCUCAGACGACCAGGACACAGGAGACACUCUGGGCAGCGUGCUCAGGGGCUUCUUCACCAUCCGCAAGAAGGAGCCGGGGGGCCGCCUGCCCACCUCCUCCACCUGCUUUAACCUGCUCAAGCUGCCCAAUUACAGCAAGAAGAGCAUCCUUCGGGAGAAGCUCCGUUACGCCAUCAGCAUGAACACCGGCUUUGAGCUCUCGUAACCCGCCCCGUCCUCCCCUCGCCCCUCACGGCGCAGCGGACAGAAGGACCUCGGGGGCGCCUGGAGCAGCACGGGGGGCUGACCAGGGGAUCACUUACAGGAGAUGCUGUCCGUGCCACUGAGAAGGCCGGGCUCGGAGAGGAGGAGGGAGGGUCGGCCCAGCGUGGGCUCAGAGACGGCUCUCUCUGAGCCUGGUCUCUGGGCUCGCUUGGCCCCCUCCCCUUCUCCCUGGCCUGUUUUGUCGAUCCAUCCGGAAGCUGUUUGAGCGGGGCAGCGCGGUCAGCGUCCCCGGUUCUGAAGCCAAGAGGAGAGUCACCCAGCCAGGCCUGCCCUGAAGUGUCUCGGGACCCCUCGCUCAGGUUGGGCUUGGCAGCCAUGACAUCCCAAGCCAUCUCACAUCGCAUGAAGACCCUCCCCCAGACCCCACCACUCGUGGGUGUCUGUCAGGCAGCCCGGGGAGGCGAGUGAAAUGGGGACUUUCUGCCUGGUGGGAGUGGGAAAGCCCCAGAGAUCGUUCCUGGCCGCUGCUCAGGGCCCCUCUCCGGCUCUAGGCAUCUAGCCCCCCACAACCCCCCUCUCACCACAUUAAAAGAAAGUACUCCAGCCUGAUGCUUCUUGCAGACAUUUCCGAGUUCCCCUCCAGGGUCGAAUGUUUUGGGGCUUGUGCCGUCUCCUCGUGGGCGGAGCUCCUCCCCUCCCCACCAUGGCUUCAUUUCCAUCACUUGUGACUCCCCCCACCUCACAGAGGAGUUUUGAGAACCAGCCCCUGCCCCAAGGGGGCCAGGACCCUCCCUUCCCACCCCUUGUGUAGUAAGAAGCUGCCCCUCUGGCCCAGCCCAGAUCAUCAGCCUUCCCCCCAGACUUGGUAUUAUCAGACAAAGCUUAAAGUCCCCCCGCACCCCCUGCUGCUGAAAAAUACAAGGCUUAGAGACAAAGAGCCCAGAACCCUCAGUGUCCGGUGGGUGUGGCGAGCUCAUCCUCGGCCUUCGUGAAAGUACUUUGCUUUACGUGCUGCUGGGAGCCUGCGCGGGGUCCUGAUGGGGCAGGGGCGAUGAGCGGCAGGGCCAUAGGCCCUUUUGAGCUGCCCAGGUUAUGUUGGCAUAAUGUGGCCACAGCACUCAGAACUGGCCCCGGCCACAGAACUGGGCCAGGCUAGAGCCGGCCACACCGUCAGGGAGGCAGCGGGGGCUCCUGAGCCAGGAGGCACCAGGGAGGGUCCCCAAUAGGAGCGAGCCCACAAAGAGAGCCGUUGAUUUUGUGUUGGGAAUCACCAUGUUGGAAAGCUGUGAGUCCCCCUCCCUAAAACGUUCCUAACACUUUUCUGAUCCUACCACGUGAAAAGAGCUCGUCGGUUCACCCUGUGAUAGCAUCGCCUUGUGAUUCCCAUGAAGAUUGCCCCAAGAUUGUGUGGGUGUGGGCACUCAGUGGUCAAAAACGCACCUGGUCUUAGGACCGGAAGACGGGGCACAGCUGCCAUCUUGGUUUUCAUUUCCAGUGAGUCAUGGGAGUUCCUGGCAGAGGUUGGGGGGGAGAGGGCUCCGUUGACUGGAUAAAACUUUCAACCUUUUCAAUAUUGCACUAUCAGAAACGCUGAAUCUUUGUUUUAAGCGGAUGUACAAACCGUGAUUCUUGAAUCUUAGCACUCUGAGGACUACAGAAAGGUGGGGGGUUUUCAUAACUAACUUAUAAAGAUGGGAUCAAAGUCUAUUAAAUUUUUACUUCAUCGGA
Messenger RNA from Sarcophilus harrisii (Tasmanian devil), 5150 nucleotides. It is a transcript of the gene UBE3B, whose product is annotated as ubiquitin protein ligase E3B. Lineage: Eukaryota; Metazoa; Chordata; Mammalia; Dasyuromorphia; Dasyuridae. Gene Ontology annotation, biological process: protein polyubiquitination; ubiquitin-dependent protein catabolic process. Gene Ontology annotation, molecular function: protein binding; ubiquitin protein ligase activity. Bases 205 to 3423 code for a protein of 1072 amino acids. The record is from RefSeq and is a predicted model, not a curated record. The transcript has 28 exons.